UUUCACACUCAGCGUUAACGGUAAUCGCGCGGUUCAUACGGUGUCGUCUCGCUUUUCGUUCAUUCCUUUAAUACAAUAAAAAAAGUGCUGAAAUCACAGAGUGUCUUCUUGGUAGUUUCAUGUUCGGUUGCUUCCAAAAAAAAAAAAGGAAUAAUAUAUAGAAAAAAGUAAACCAAAAGAGAAGGCAUAUGAAAAAGUUUUAAAUUUUUAUUUGGCAGAAAAAGUAAAUGUUGAAAAAAGGAAAAAAAUCCAUUUUGUGAUGAUGGUGAUGAUCUAAACUCAAAUUAAAAAGGAUAUAAUAAAAUAUUUGAAAAAAGAAAUUGAAUCUUAAAUUGUGUUACAAAAGGCGCAUUUUGUUUGGCCAAAAAGAAGAAAAUAUUGAUUUUCAUUCAGUCUUAAGAAUUGUAAAAAAAAAUUAGAGAAAAAAUGUUUCAGAGAAAUAUCAUUGGAUAAUAGUUUCACCACAUGAUUUAAAGAAUUCAGCUGAUAAAAAUAUUGAAUUUAAAGAAAAGAUAAUCAAGUGGCACUUGUAACGCUGUAACCUGUUUGUUGGAUUGUUUAGUUGAGACUAAUCCUUGGAACCUUUAAUUUUUGAACAUCCGCUUGCUAACUUGUAAAGAAUUGAAAAAUUUAUUAAUCCUUCAAACGCUUUCGGAAUUCUCCAUUAUCCCAUUCCCACCACCAACCCGUCGCCCCCCCCCCAAGCAAAUACCAAAAUACCAUCAAAGCAAUUUCAAUCAGAACCAUACGGAGAAGGACGACGAACAACACAACACAAAUUCAAAGCGGACAAACAACAUUUGCUUGCCUUGUUUGGAAACUAUUAACGGCACCCGAACACAUCAAAGGACGAAAUAGAAAAUGCAAACUGCUGUCGAUUGCAAUGGCAGCAGCAGCAUCAGCAAUAGCACCACUACCACCAUCACCACCACCAUUGAAACGGAAACGGGAAAUGGCGGAGAGACGAUGACACAGCAUAUGCUGGUCCAGGCGACCGCCAAUGGCAACAAGUGUCACGCCAGCACCAGCAUCACCCCCACCACGGCCACCACAAACAACAUCACCACCGAUCAUCAUGCUCACGAAGUACCCAUGGCUGUGCUACGGCAUCGCAUUACAACGGCUAACAGCAAUGCCCAUACCAGCCAUGACCAAGUAUCCAAAGUACCCAGAAAUGGCCUAACACAUCUUAUAGAUGCAAAUGAUUAUUUGGGCACCGAUUGCAAGUCGUUGUCGAUGAUGAACAGGUCUGUUUCGCCACAGCCAUCGCCUUCCAAGACGGACAAAAUCAGUUCGAAAGAAUCGUCUUUGGGAGAGAAGUUUCAAAUGAAUACCUCAUCAGCAAUGCAACUGCAACCACCACCACCAUCACCGCCGCCAUCGCCCGGCUCGUCAUCGUCAUCAUCGAAGACCACAUCGAAUUCCACAUCAACGACAUCGUCUGUGAUUGCUACACCGAUUUUAAGGCGUAACGGUAAUGUUGUAUUAAAGGAGCCUCCACAGAUGGACGACAACAAUAGUGCACCAAUUGCUCAAGCGCCGGCAGCAGCGGCUGCGUCGGUCAAUACCAAACGAAUGGAGGCUGAGGGUGGGACAACAUUUAGGGAACCACAACCACAACUGCAAGUGCAACCGCAACAAUUAAUAAAAAAUCAAAUGCUUCCACUUGAGAACACUUCCUUUGCUCUGGACUGCAAAAGGGAAAUGUCUUCUGGUCCAUCAUUAGCGGCAACACCAACAACAACAACAACCAAAACAAUGUCUUCAUCAACUACCUCAUCGUCAAUUAAUUCGAAUGCCUCUUCUUCGUCAGCAGCAGCAGCAUCAGGCUCAGCCUCGACAACAACAACAUCUUCUUCCAUUACACCACCACCCUCAGCCACAACACCCGCCUUACUUUCGCCGUCAUCUUCCACUGCAUCAACAACACCAUCAUCAUCAUCAUCGCCAGCCUCCGGCGCCUCUUCCAUUGCCUCCUCCACCGCCUCCUCGAUGAAAGGCUUUUCCAAUGUCGCCGACUUCGAUGCCGAACUGUUGCAAUGGCAGGACAUGCCACAGUAUCUGCAAUUCAAUCCGUACGUUCUCAAAGGUUACCGUCCACUACAAACAUUCAAGGGCUGCCUUCUAAGUCUGUUCUACUGGCACAACGAAACGAUUAACAUUUUGACACACGCCAUACCAAUAGUUUAUAUAUUGGCCAUUGUACCUGGCCUAAUGCCAUGGGAAAGUGGCUAUCGUUUUCUGUCGUUCUGUCACGUCUUCGGCUCGGUGGCACCCUGGUGUGGCAGUUUCGUCUAUCAUCUGUUCAUGAACAUAGAACGAGGUGAAAAUGUCUACUAUACCCUGCUGAAACUGGAUAUGGUUGGAAUUUGGGUCAGCCAGAGUUUUGGUGCCCUGCCAUUUGUAACGGCCACAACCUUUUGUUUCUCCCCCAAAUGGAAAUCUCUGAUUAUAGUCUCGUAUUGCCUUCUUUCGCUGUGGGGUCUUUAUAAGGCCCUGACAGCCAGUUCACCUUGGCAGCGUCGUUUAUGUUUCGCUUUGCCAUUUUCCAUGCGAUCGAUUCUAAUAUUUUUCCGUACUCUGGGUCUGGUUGGCGGGAAUCCGGUUGCAAUGUCACACGUAUACCUACAGGAUGCUGUGUCAAUUAUUGGCGGUGCUAUAGGUGCAAUGCGUAUUCCUGAAAAAUGGCUUCCCGGUCUGGUUGAUUUCUAUUUGAAUUCACACAAUAUUAUGCAUGUUUUAGUUGUUAUUGCCGUAUACUCCAUGCAUAUGGCUACCAUCAAAGAUUUCGAAUGGAUGUCGAACACAAAUUGUGAGGCCUUUACCAAUGCAUCCAGUAAAGUAUUGGAGUCAACAUUAAACACCAAUAUAGAGCUAUGACCAUUUGAUUUGAACACUUUGUUGAAUUAUUAUAAUCGUUUUAUGUUUUUAUUAAGUUUUAACAGUUGAAAAGGACACACCAGCAGCAACAACAAAGACAACGUUAAUCGUAGCAAUAAUCUGAAGAAUAAAAUAAAAAAUUAUAAAAAAGACGAGAAGCAAGACCACAAAUAAAACUAUUUUGAGGUCAUUUAAAUAGUUUUUGAAUUUUUUCAAAAAACAAACAAAGUAAAAUUCCUCGAACAAAAAAACAGAAAAUAUUACGAAAAUUUCAAAAACCAAAAAAAUGAGAAAAAACGAGCAAAAAAUAAGUUAACAGAAAUAUGUUUAGACAAAUAUUAGAAAAAAUUUGAAAAAAAAAAAAAAAACAAUAAUUAUUUAUUAUAUUUUAUUUUUAAUUCUUCCUCUUGCUCCAAAAUGAAAAAAAAAAACUUUGAGAAAAACAAAUACAGAAAAUAUGGAAAACUUUUAAUUUCCACUACUUGAUAUCACAGUUUUGGAAAAUCAACAUCUCGGAAAUAUAACUCUUGAUGAGGGGUUUUUCAGGGAAAAGUUCUUUUGGAAAUGAGUUUUCUUGUAGGAAAGUUGAUAAAUGGGGACUUUCAACAUAGGAAAGUACCUCCAGGUUGAAUUUUCCUUCGAACAAUUUCAUCAAGAGUGAUUUUUCAUAGUCAUCAGGUAAACUUUUAUUUUAAAAUUGAAUGCAGUUACACAAAAAUUUAUCAAGGAUCAUGUCGAUGAGGUUGAUUUUCCACGAAAACACCAACACAUUUACACAGAUACACAACUGAACAAAAACAAUUCUCUAUAUUUUGUUUGUUUCUCAAGCACUAAUUUUUCUCCUCAAAGUUAUUAACUUUAUUUGACCGCUCUUCUACAAAAAAAAACUUAAAAAAAUUAAUACCAAAAAGUCUCCAAAGAAACUAAAAUUUUCAAAUUCUAAAAUACCAAAAAACCAAACAACUAACGACAGUAACACAAAACCAACCAAAAACAAAUUCUCUUCGACUGUGGUACUAAAUAUUAAGCUAAAUACAAAAACAAAACAAAAACAUAUAAGAAAAUCAAUAGCAAAAUAAAUUGAAAACAAAACAAAAGAAA
Musca domestica (house fly) is the source of this 3981-nucleotide messenger RNA. RefSeq names its product mucin-5AC. The transcript has 9 exons. Gene Ontology annotation, cellular component: membrane. Lineage: Eukaryota; Metazoa; Arthropoda; Insecta; Diptera; Muscidae. Gene Ontology annotation, molecular function: signaling receptor activity. The record is from RefSeq and is a predicted model, not a curated record. Bases 862 to 2880 code for a protein of 672 amino acids.